AUGCCUGCGAAGAAAACCAUCAAGGAGCCCAUCGAAGACACCAAGGUUCCGACGCUGAGGUACUGGACGGUCCGGUUGAGGGAAAUCCAAGCUAACUUCAAUGACAUCUGGGAGUUUGUAGAGGGUUUCACAGAUAAUACUACUGCAGCUAUGGUGGAAGUUAGGUUGUCCGCUAUCGAUGAACUUUGGGAAAAAUUCUGCGAGGUACUGGUCGAGAUCAAAUCCCACGACGAUUUUGCUGGCGAUGAAACGGGUUUCGACAACGAGCGGAAGGAGUUCAGCAAUCGCUAUUAUUUUGCGAAAUCCUUCUUGCUUGACAGGGUUAAGGCUUCGAAUGAUUCUACGGUUCUGGACAACUCGAGUCGCGUUGCAGAUUUAUCAGCUCAAGGUGGUCUAGAUCACGUUCGCUUGCCGCAGAUCAAGCUUCAGAGCUUCGACGGAAACAUCGAUGACUGGUUAAGCUUCCGGGACCUCUACACUUCUCUUAUCCACUGGAAACAGGAACUUCCGGAUGUAGAGAAGUUCCACUACUUAAAAGGUUGUUUAUUGGGGGAGCCGAAGGCCAUGAUCGACCCUCUGAAAAUUACGAAAGCCAAUUACCAGGUGGCUUGGGAAAUGCUCUUGAAACGCUAUAACAAUAGCAAGCAGUUGAAAAAGCGUCAAAUCCAAUCGCUUUUCAAAUUGCCCACUCUCACCAAGGAAUCGGUCGGCGAAUUGCAUGUUCUGGUUGAAGGUUUCGAACGCAUCGUGAACACUUUAGACCAGGUGGUUCAAUCCUCCGAUUUCAAGGAUCUUUUGCUGGUUAAUUUCUUGGUUUCGCGUUUGGAUCCCAUAACACAUAGAGCGUGGGAAGAGAGCUCAGCAGCGGCAGAACAGGACACCUUGCAGGAACUAACUGAAUUUCUUCACCGGCGAAUUAGGGUUUUAGAAUCACUUCCUCCCAAACCAUCCGAUUCUAAAAACGUUCAACAAGUUUCAACGAAGCCCAAGGUUACCAGAACUGGACAUUCAGCGAUGCAGUCUUCCGGGAUUGUCUGCGCAGCCUGCAAGGAGCGACACUUAUUGCAUUUGUGUCCGAAAUUCCAAAAACUAACGGUGAUGGAACGGGAUGCCAUAUUGAAGACGCACAAUCUUUGUCGGAACUGUUUUCGGUCGGGUCAUCUGGCUAGGGAUUGCCAGUCCAAAUUUUUCUGUCGGCAUUGCCAGGGUCGACAUCAUUCCAUGAUUUGUUUCCGGUCAGAGAAAGGGGAUCGAUUGGCGAUCAGCGAAAGGGGUGGGAAUUCUACGGCUCAUUCUUCACACACCAGAGAACUUCUUCCGGCCAACACGGAAUCGGAAUCCAAGGUGGCGAAUACGGCGGCCACAACUUGUCAAACUUUCAAGGCAUUCAACUCCAAAACUUCUCAUGUGCUAUUGGCAACAGCUGUUGUGCAAUUGGAAAACGAUAUGGGUAUUCGGUUCCCCGCUCGAGCGUUGCUCGACUCCGGUUCCGAGAGUAAUUUCAUAACUGAGCGGUUAUGUCAGCGGAUGGCGCUAUCCAGGAAAAAGGAGGACAUUUCCAUACUGGGAAUCGGUCAAGCGGCUACGAGCGGCAAAUUCAGCGUUACAGCGAAACUGUGUUCCAGGACUACUAAUUUCUCUCGAGAACUCAAGUUUCUCGUACUUCCAAAGGUCACUUCCAAUCUUCCCACCUCGACUAUCAACACGGAAACAUGGGCGGUCCCUGAAGAUAUCGAGCUAGCGGAUCCGGCGUUCUUUGAAUCCAGCAAGGUGGACUUAGUUCUCGGGAUCGAAUCCUUUUUCGAAUGUUUUGUAAGUGGUCGAAGAAUUCCCUUGGGCAAGCAGCUUCCUACUUUAACGGAAUCCGUAUUUGGCUGGGUGGUCUGUGGAGGAGCUGCAACUCCCGGUUCAGCAUUCAACGUGCAAUGCAACAUGUCGGUGAAUGAAUCCUUAGAGCAACUCGUAUCUCGGUUCUGGGAGCGCGAGGAAAUUGGUUCGGCGAAAACAUUCACCAAGGAAGAAAAACGGUGUGAGCAGCAGUUCAGUUCGACGGUUCAGCGUAGCUCCGAUGGUCGAUAUACGGUGAGCUUACCCAAAAACGAGGACAUCCUUUCGAAACUUGGCAACUCAAGGGAGAUUGCCCUUUGA
Messenger RNA from Uranotaenia lowii, 2148 nucleotides. RefSeq lists its product as uncharacterized. Lineage: Eukaryota; Metazoa; Arthropoda; Insecta; Diptera; Culicidae. Gene Ontology annotation, molecular function: nucleic acid binding; zinc ion binding. The coding region runs from base 1 to 2148 and encodes 715 amino acids. The record is from RefSeq and is a predicted model, not a curated record. The transcript has a single exon.